This is a messenger RNA of Pseudo-nitzschia multistriata, 1274 nucleotides long. The record is from the annotation of a GenBank genome assembly. NCBI's taxonomy places the organism in Eukaryota, Bacillariophyta, Bacillariophyceae, Bacillariales, Bacillariaceae.
AGUAAAUCUUUCUUUUGUACAAUCACAAUCAAGUCUUCUUAAAAUAGAUCAUAAAUUCGUGUGAAGAACGUUACGAAACGGAACAACAGUUAACAAUACGCAGCAUUUCGGAGAUUCGGAGUCUGACCAAAACGAACGGGAUUACCAUAACCGAAACAAUGAAUUCCAUCUAUGUCGUCUGUCUUCUCAUCGCAUCGAUUGCAUCGAUCCACGAAACAUUUGGUUUGCAGCUAUCUAUGGUAGCCUCGAGGACUCCUCUAAAGAAUUCGCGCGGAAAAACCCUGCAACAAAAGAUACCCUUUUCGAGCGGCACUGCCACCACUAAUAGAGUACCCUCGUCCUCGUCAUCCAGUGUUACUUCGACACUGAUAUCGACAUUGGCAUGCAUGGCACUGAAAAAAAGGCUGGUGGAUCAGACGCACGUCUCCUGUGAUUUGACGGCAGAAUCAAACAAUCUGUUGUUUGGUCGGGUUGGUCCCGUAACAGUCAGGGGGCGCGGGUGGCAGAGUCCCCUUGGCCUGACCUGCAGAGCAAUCGAAGCAACCGUGAAUGAAUGCACCCUUGAUAUGGGGAGGGUAGUCACGAAUCAAAAGCUGGUGUUAACCACCCCAGGUGCGUUCCGUUUCGAAAUUAUGGUUCCUGCUACAGUUGGAUUGUUUUGUUUUGCCACGCUACAUGAGUCAUACUCUAUGUAGACGAGAAUACAAGCUAAUACAUUUUUCGCUCUUUAUAUGUACAUUGCACAACACAUUUUCAAACAAAGCAGCGGAGGGACAAGCCAUGGUUGCUCUCUCCGCUACAGACUUCGGUAACUUCAUUACGCACCCAUUAAUGAAACCACCGAGUCCACCCGUGAACAGCGACAGAAGCAAUAGUAGACUAGUAUUUCAAAAAGAAAACGUCUCUAUCAACCCUUCAACGGGGCUGAUAAUAUUUUACGGGACUUAUGCUGGUUCAGAAUGGAAAUUUGAGCUGCAAAGAAACACACGAGGUGCGGAAAAAGCGAAGAUAGAUGCUACUCUUGUCGAAUCCAGGGGAACAGAUGAAAGGGAUGUUGACGUCGAUGCCAUGGAAAAAUCACUUGCUUUGACUACUUCCAAAUUUUUCAACGACAUGGUCUUUGAGUUGGAUGGUACUUUUCUAUCGUUUGAAGACAUGAUGCUGACAGAUAAGGGACGAGAGUCCAGCGUAAUGCUCUCACUGAGGAUAAAGGUCAAGAAGUUUCCUUCUCCAGGACUCGAAUUCUGAUUAUUCCAUAAAAUAAACGCUACGGA